Messenger RNA from Phyllostomus discolor (pale spear-nosed bat), 2936 nucleotides. RefSeq names its product phospholipid phosphatase 6 (gene PLPP6). The coding region runs from base 89 to 1018 and encodes 309 amino acids. The record is from RefSeq and is a predicted model, not a curated record. The transcript has a single exon. NCBI's taxonomy places the organism in Eukaryota, Metazoa, Chordata, Mammalia, Chiroptera, Phyllostomidae. Gene Ontology annotation, molecular function: sphingosine-1-phosphate phosphatase activity.
AGGAUGGCAGUGCGGAAGCGGAAGAGGCUGCAGAGCUAGGAGCCUUCAGUAGGCCGACCAGGUCCUGGGCUCCGGGCCGCCGGUCCCAAUGCCGAGCCCCCGUAGGAAUGUCGAGGGACGUCCGCUGGGCGCCUCUGCCUCGAGCAGCAGCAGCGGCGGCGGCGGCGGAGGCCCUGGAAGCCCGACCCAUGGCGGCGGUGGCGGUGGAAGCAGCAGCAGCAGCAGCAGCAGCAGCAGCAGGUUCGAAUUCCAGUCCCUGCUCGGCAGCCGAGGGUCGGGUGCAGACCCCACCUGCGCCCGGCUCCGCCUGUCCGAGAGCCCGGUGCACCGCCGCGGCUCCUUCCCGCUGGCAGGAGCAGGCCCCUCACAGGCACCACCUCCCCCCUUGCCUGAGGAGGACCGCAUGGACUUGAACCCGUCCUUCCUGGGCAUAGCCCUGCGCUCGUUGCUGGCCAUCGACCUGUGGCUGUCCAAGAAGCUGGGGGUGUGCGCCGGAGAGAGUUCUUCCUGGGGCAGCGUGCGGCCCCUUAUGAAGCUGCUGGAGAUCUCCGGACAUGGCAUCCCCUGGCUGCUGGGCACCCUCUACUGCCUGUCCAGGAGCGACAGCUGGGCCGGGCGCGAGGUGCUGAUGAACUUGCUCUUCGCCCUGCUUUUGGACCUGCUGCUGGUGGCCCUGCUCAAAGGGCUGGUCCGCAGGCGACGCCCAGCCCACAACCAGAUGGACAUGUUUUUCACCCUCUCGGUGGACAAGUACUCCUUCCCCUCGGGCCAUGCCACCAGGGCAGCCCUGGUGUCAAGAUUCAUCUUGAACCACCUGGUACUGGCUAUUCCACUGAGGGUGCUGGUGGUACUGUGGGCCUUCAUCUUGGGCCUCUCUAGGGUCUUGCUGGGACGACACAAUGUCACGGACGUGGCUUUUGGCUUUUUAAUGGGCUACAUGCAGUAUAGCAUCGUGGACUAUUGCUGGCUCUCACCGCACAAUGCUCCAUUGCUCUUUGCACUGUGGAACCAACAGUGACACCAUCUCAUUCAUUACGGCACCAGGAAAUCUAAAGGUUUCCACAUGCAAUCAUGCCAUCAUGCUGACAGAAAUCAGCAGCCAUUCUGUUUGUCCCCUCUUAGGACAUUUCAGGCUUCCUUUGGGAUUUCAGGUGUCCUACCAUCUUGAUGGGUUGCUGGGCUGGAGCACAUGCUGGCCAUCACUGGUCAUACCCAUAUUACAGAAAGAAAAAAAAAAUCCUUCUAUCAUACAUUCAACAAUUGUUUGUAUCUCCAGGAAAACUGCGAAGAAACCAAGCUGGGUGAUUAUUAACAUUGCUGUUUUCUAAAAGUUGACAUCAGAAAAAUUGUGUUCUGUAGUGAUCCUAUACAUCAACGUAUCACUUGUAAAUUAAACUUUGAAAAAGAAACAUGAUCUUCAUUCUGUACAUAUACAUGCAGAUAAGCUGCAUACUAAUCCUAGUUCUUAUUUAAGAGCCUAAGACAUAGGUUUUUCUAGUUGAUUCCCUGAAGAUCUGUUGCCUUGGCUGGGGAGAUUUCCUCUUAAUCCUGACUUGGUAAACUUUUUGAGUUCAUGUCUCUUCCAUCUUUGCAGACUGGGUAGUAAGAACAGAGAUUAUAGUACAUUAUCUUUCCUUUCCCUCUAGCUCCUCAAAAGAUCUUUUAAUUUAUAUAUUUAUUUCCCACUACUCUAAUACUGUCUUUUAGAAUUCAGAGAACAAGCCAAGAACUUAAUUGAAGAAACACUUAAAUAUGGUCAUGUCUAUAAUCCCCCACAAAAGGGAAGGAUAGGAUAGCUAAGCUGCUUAAGCCGUCAGAGGAACUGAGAGGUUGCAGGUAGGCUACCCACAUACUAUGCCAAUGGACCAGUAUGGCAAGAGAUGGGGCCUGCUGCUGUCAUCUCUACUGAAUAAAGAAAAAUGCUCUUCUACUGAGAUAAUAAAAUGGGAAAAUAAUGUGAUUCUUUGCAAUGCAAAAAUGUAAGCUUUUUCAUAUAUACCACAAGGAUGAGCUUGUGUGUUAUAGUUUUUCAUAUGGAAUUCUGUUUCCCUGUAUACAGCACCCAUUAGGUAGCAAUGGUUAAUUUGAAAUUCAUCAGAGGAGUUGGCUGCUAUACCAGGCACAAGGUACAACUAACUCCUAAGGUCCAUUUACACUGACCUUUACAUUUAAAGCAGUUUAUCUGUGGUGCCUCCCCAAAAUCAAAAGACCAAAGACCACGAAAUGCAGGGUGCACUCUGUUCAUUAUCCUUUGAUCAGGAAAGAAUAAUGAAAGGGUAUGCGCUUUAAAUGCUGCUCUACCUGAAAAUGAGAACUUUUAAAUUACUUAUGGAACUGGUAUCUUCAGAUAAUUUUAAUGACUAGUUAUUUUGAGAUUUAUAAAUAGAAUGGAUUGUGGCCUUUGACCUUCAUGUAGAGGUGCACAUAGGACUCUGGAGAAUGGCUGUGACAGGUGGGCUCUGAUUGGGUGGAAACAAACUUUCCAAGUGUGAGAGGCCCAUUGAAAGAGGGACAGAUACUCUUCAACAUAAAAUCAUUUGCAUUCCCACAACAUCCUCAACACAGACUACCUCUUCACUCGCUGAAUCAGACAAACUGAAACUGAGUGGUUUGCUUUAUCGUUUCAUCUUAGAUCCUUUCUUUACUUUAAUGGCAGAAAUAAUUCAGGCUAGAUAUUUGGAAGCAUGAUAUUUUCUCUGGCAGAGUCCAGAAGUCUAAAUAUUAGGGACUCAAAAUUAGGUUUACUUUCUAGUUUCAGUUCAUAAUUCUGGAAUUCUGUCUUAGUUGCUGGGGCCUAGUUUGCUGGCUUUAAAGCACAGAUCAAUUCACCUUAGGAUGCUUUUUGGAGCAUCCUAAGUAUUGUAGGGUAGAAAACUGAUUUCACUAUUAACUGUAUACUGAGUAAUGCUUUUUUAAAAUUAAAAUUAAUAAUGUUG